UAGUUAUUUCUAGCUCAUGAGGAACUGUUUUGGAGGUCUUGUGUUGUCUCUAAGUUCGGCAGGGUCCUUAUAACUGAGGAAAUGUCUUAAUUAGAGUCCUCAGUGUGUUUGUUGGAAUUUAUCUCCCAAGUUCUUCAUUUGUAAAAUAGUGGGGUUGGACCAGAUGACAUGGAAGGCCUCCUCUGGCUCCCUGGGCUAUAAUAUAUCAUUAGACAUUUGCUAAGAAGAUGGCAACUCACGCAGACUUUUCAAUGGACGCAGUUCACUUCCCAGCAGCAAUGCGUGGCAGUGCACGGGAGGCUGCAGUAUUGUUCUGGAUUCGUUUUUUGGAUUUGUUGGGUGAUUAUUUUCAGAUAGGGAAGUGAGAAAACCUGAGGCACAGCACGGCAAUCAUUUCCCCUUUUUACCGAAGCUCUAUUCUUUGCUGCAAAUCUCACUGGAAUACAAAAAUAGAUUCUGUGAGACUCUGUGGGAAGGACCUCGCCGGCUGACAGUGAGCUCAUUUCAGAGGCUUUCCUGCGUGCUUGCACAUUUGUGCUUAUGCAUGCACGCCCACAAGCUGAGGCACUAAAGCUUUUGUUUAGAAGUAGUGAGCUUAUCUGCUUUUGAAAUUAUCCUCCCCACCUGUGUGUGUGUGUGUGUGUGUGUGUGUGUGUGUGUGUGUGUGUGUGUGUUCAGGUGUGCAGAGGCUGGAGAGUAACCACUGAGCCUGGAACUUACAGGUCGGCUAGACUGACUGCACCCGACUCCAGCACUAAGACUUCAGGCAAGCUCCACCCUGCCUAGCUUUUUGGUGGAUGCUGGGAUUUGAACUCAGGUCCUUAGGCUGGCACAGCUAGCACCAUACCAUUUGAGAACCCAGGCUUUGUCUGCCUUCUUUGUCUGCAUUAUCUUCUCUCCACUUCCCCUGCUCUAGAGACCUUCUGUGUUUCAGGAGUCUCAUGUUACCCAAAAUUGUAAUGUAUUUCCCCUUUGGUUCCCAUGGGAAACUUUGAGAGAGUAAAGUCUAUAUCUGGUUUCCAUUCCAUUGGUUUUUACUCUUCCAGUUUUGUUGAGGUAUAAUUGGUCAAUAAAAAUUAAGUAUACUCUAAAUGCAAAAAUAAGGAUUUGUAAUACAUAUAUAGUGUAAAAAAUAUUCAAAUUAGUUAACAUAUCUCCUGUCUCUGUCUCCUUUCCCCAUUCCCCCUCCCCCUCCCCUUCUCCUUCAUCCUCUCUCUGUCUCUGUCUCUCUCUGUCUCUGUCUCUGUCUCUCUGUCUCUGUCUCUGUCUCUCUGUCUCUCUGUCUCUCUCUCUCUCUCUCUCUGUCUCUCUCUCUCUCUCUGUGUAUGUGUGUGUGUGUGUGUGUGUGUGUGUGUUGAGAGAGUUUUGCAAGCUCCAAGUAAACACUAUGGUAUUAUUAAUUCUCUAACUUCUAUAUUGUAUAAGAGAAUUUCCUGAAUUUACUCAUUCCAAGCCUGCAGUGUGGACCUUUGGGUGGAGUGCCAUACCCUAACCUCCAUCCCCUCCCAUCCCUGGCUACCACAUGCUCCUAUUUCUUUACAGCCAUGUGUAAGUGAGGGAGUGCACACAUCGUCGACUCUCUGUAUCUGGCUCACGACACCAUAAUGUCUUCUGGGUUCAUCUGUGCCGCCAACGACAGGAUUUCUUACUGUGUUAUGACCGAGUAAUAUUCUUUUAUGCAUUUUCUCAAAUUACAGUGAACAUUUCCUCCCACACAAAGUAAUAUAUGCUUAUCACAGUACAUAAAAGACACUGUGGUUUCUUUAUGAGUUCCCCCUUUUUAUAAAUAAAUGAUGAGAAUCUUCUCAUGCUUCAUGCCUGGUUUUGUGAAUCUCUAUUAAUUCCUACCCUUUCAUAUUACCUCCAGCAUUCCCGCAGACCCAGGGAGAGCCUGUGCUCCCGGUUGACUCCAUCCGUGGCUUUACUUAUAGGUUUGGUUGUUGUACAUUAUUUUUUUUCAAGGCUUCCUUUUGUGCUCUGGUUUAGUUCAAUAUGUUGAAAAGCUAGUAAUAAAAUGUGUGUGUGUGUGUGUAUGAGUGUGUGAGUGUGUGUAUGAGUGUGUAUGAAUGUGUGUGUAUGAGUAUGAGUGUGUGUAUGAGUAUGAGUGUGUGUAUGAGUGUGUGUAUAUGUGUGAGUGUGUGUGUAUAAGCAUGUGUUAUGAGUGUGUAUGAAUGUGUGUGUAUGAGUGUGUGUAUGAGUGUGAGUGUGUGUAUGAGUGUGUGAGUGCAUGUAUGAGUGUGUGUAUGAGUAUGAGUGUGUGUAUGAGUGUGUGUAUAUGUGUGUGUAUGAGUGUGUGUAUGAGUGUGAGUGUGUGUAUGAGUGUGUGAGUGCAUGUAUGAGUGUGUGUGUAUGAGUAUGAGUGUGUGUAUGAGUGUGUGUAUAUGUGUGAGUGUGUGUGUAUAAGCAUGUGUUAUGAGUGUGUAUGAAUGUGUGUGUAUGAGUGUGUGUAUGAGUGUGAGUGUGUGUAUGAGUGUGUGAGUGCAUGUAUGAGUGUGUGUAUGAGUAUGAGUGUGUGUAUGAGUGUGUGUAUGAGUGUGUGUAUGAGUGUGUGAGUGUGUAUGAGUGUGUAUGUAUGUGUGAGUAUGUAUGAGUGUGUAUGUAUGAGUGUGUAUGUAUGAGUGUGUAUGUAUGAGUGUGUGAGUGUGUAUGAGUGUGUAUGUAUGAGUGUGUGUGUGUGUGUGUGUGUGUGUGUGUGUGCAUGCAUGCAGGUGCUUGUGCCCCUGCGUUUGUUCAUAGAGGUCAAAGGAGGUCCUCAGGUGUCCUGGUUUAUUGUUUUCUGGCCUUACUCACUUACAACAGGAUAUCUUACUGAACCUGGAGCUAAGCUGACAGGCAGUAAGCUGUGGGUUCUGCCUUGUGUCUCUGCCUCCCUCCCACAGCAUUAUAGAACAGGUGCUUACAUCCUAACUUGGGACCCAGGCGUGUGUAGCCGGUGUUCUUCCCAUUGAGCCAUCCCUGACCUGGGUGAUUUUUUUUUUCUUGACAAUUACUCAGUAAAAUGGACACCGUGAUUUUCACAGGUGUAGAUGGGCAGAUGGAUGGGUAAACUGAGGCUCAGGAGGUUCAGUGCCCAUGUGAAGAACAGGGAGCUCACAUUGGCACCAGCCUUCGUGCUUUAGUGUAUUUCUGGCCUUGCUUUGCAUUUUCCUGUCUUCUUUCCCCAUCUUUCUCCUUCCUUUUUGGACUAGGAAUAAAGCAAAGGUUUACAGGAGAAAGGGGCAGAGGAAACUGAGGCCUCCUUGAACUCUCUAGACCACAGAUACCCAGGCCAUGUAGGGACAUUGGCAUUGCCCUGAUGCUUUGUGUACAGGACUCCACCCCUGAGACACGGAACCACACAGAGUCUCUGGGGUGAGCCCUGAAAAUAGGAAUUUUGAAAAGUCUCAGCAGCCAGUUGGUUAGCAAGAUCGGGGCUCUGUUUCGGGCCCGGUGACAAGAACAUCAUUUGUCAGAGGAAGCAGCAACCCGAGUGCUGUUCCGGGCGGUCACAGGACAGUAGUCCCAGGGGUUUGGAGGUAGACAGUAGCAGGUACUCAGAGAAGCCAGACCCUUGCAGCGAAGGGGAAGUUGCUGUGCUCGCUCUGUGUGGUGGCCUCGUGGACGAUUCUGGCUGUGAUUCAGUAACCGACACGGAGCCCGAGGACGAGAGAGCUCUUCCUUUCUCAAAGCAUACAGACCUGCCUCUGGAGACAUCGCCUGGGAACCUGAUGGUGGUACAGCCGGACCGCAUUCGUUGUGGGGCAGAAACCACUGUGUAUGUCAUUGUGAGAUGCAAGCUGGACGAGAAGGUGUCAACAGAAGUCGAGUUUUCUCCUGAGGAUUCUCCCUCCGUCCGGAUGGAAGGCACACUGGAAAAUGAGUACACAGUCUCGGUGAAAGCACCAGACCUCUCGUCGGGGAAUGUUUCUCUGAAGGUCUAUUCUGGGGACCUGGUGGUCUGUGAAACCACCAUCAGCUAUUACACCGACAUGGAGGAAAUUGGGAACUUACUCUCCAGUGCUGCAAAUCCCGUGGAGUUUAUGUGUCAGGCCUUUAAAAUCGUGCCCUACAACACAGAGACUCUCGAUAAACUGCUCACGGAGUCCCUGAAGAACAACAUCCCUGCAAGUGGACUGCACCUCUUUGGGAUCAACCAACUGGAAGAAGACGAUAUGAUGACAAAUCAGAGGGAUGAGGAGCUGCCCACCCUGCUGCAUUUUGCUGCCAAGUACGGACUGAAGAACCUCACCGCCUUGCUGCUCACCUGCCCAGGGGCUCUCCAGGCAUACAGUGUGGCCAACAAGCAUGGCCACUACCCCAACACCAUUGCUGAGAAACACGGCUUCAGGGACCUGCGCCAGUUCAUCGACGAGUAUGUGGAGACCGUGGACAUGCUGAAGAGUCACAUUAAAGAGGAGUUGAUGCAGGGCGAGGAGGCUGACGAUGUGUAUGAGUCCAUGGCCCACCUGUCCACUGACUUGCUGAUGAAAUGCUCCCUCAACCCCGGCUGUGACGACGAGCUCUAUGAGUCCAUGGCUGCCUUCGCCCCAGCAGCCACAGAAGACCUCUAUGUCGAAAUGCUUCAAGCCAGUGCAGGUAACCCUGUCUCUGGAGAAAGUUUCUCUCGGCCCACUAAGGACUCGAUGAUCCGCAAGUUUCUAGAAGGUAACAGUAUGAAGCUGGCCAGUUUGGAGAGAGAGCAGCACCCUCCCCACGGGGAAGAACUCUAUCACACAGUGGAGGAAGAUGAGACCUUCUCUGUGGACCUGGCCAACAGGCCCCCUGUCCCCGUGCCCAGGCCAGAGACCAGCACUCCUGGCCCUCACCCACUACCUGACAAUGAGCCAUACAUUUCUAAAGUUUUUGCAGAAAAAAGUCAGGAACGGGUCGGGAAUUUCUAUGUUUCUUCAGAGAGCAUCAGGAAAGAGCCGCUUGUGAGGCCAUGGAGGGACAGGCCCCCAUCGAGCAUCUACGACCCAUUUGCCGGGAUGAAGACGCCGGGCCAGCGGCAGCUCAUCACCCUGCAGGAGCAGGUGAAGCUGGGCAUCGUCAACGUGGACGAGGCUGUGCUGCACUUCAAAGAGUGGCAGCUCAAUCAGAAGAAGCGGUCCGAGUCCUUUCGCUUCCAGCAGGAAAACCUUAAAAGACUGAGAGACAGCAUCACCCGAAGACAGAGAGAGAAGCAGAAGUCAGGAAAGCAUGCAGACCUGGAGAUCACAGUUCCAAUCCGACAUUCGCAGCACCUGCCAGGGAAGGUGGAGUUCGGUGUGUAUGAGAGCGGGCCCAGGAAGAGCGUCUUCCCAGCCAGGACAGAGCUGAGACGCGGAGACUGGAAAACAGACAGCACAUCCAGCACAGCAAGCAGCACGAGUAACCGAUCGAGUACACGGAGCCUUCUCAGCGUGAGCAGUGGAAUGGAGGGCGACAAUGAGGACAAUGAAGUCCCUGAAAUUACCCGGAGUCGUGGCCCAGGUCCUACCCAGGUGGAUGGAGCUCCAGUUGUAACCGGAACACCCGUCGGGAUCCUUGAGAGACCUCCUAGGGUGCCUCCUCGAGCUGCUUCACAGAGCACCGCAUGUGUACAGGUGCCUUUAGAAGCCAGAAGACGACAUUGUUCCCCUGGAACUGGACUUACAGGCAGCGCCUCUAACCCGGGAGCCCUUCCAUCAUCCUCCUCCGCCAGUUCCACCCAGAGGUCGCUGAUUCCACCUCCUAGAUCCGGCCUACUUCGGGACUUUUAAGACUAGCCAUUCUCAGCCUCUUGAUGAAGUCUUCAUAUUGAGUUUUCUGCAUGACUAUGGACCUGGAGACCCACUGUCACUGGUGAUGGUGUAGCCCUGCUGGUUUGGGUGAUCCUUGAAGACAUUAUUAAGGCAUGAGGAAACCUGAGACGAAGGCGACUUUGUUCAAUGUCACCAAAUAUAUUGGUUCACAUUCUUAUUUGCUGAAAGGAUGAAAAUACUCACCUCUCCUAUCCUAGAGAGGGAGCUUACCAAGACCAAUGGGCAUGUGCUUAACAAGUGAGCAUACUGUAGGAAACAUCUAUCAGCCUGUACAGACCUGGUAGUGCAGCUUAAUUUCUGGAAGUGAUUAUAGCCCUUCCAGCAGAGGUAAGAAGGGACCUAACUUUGAAGUAGUUCUUUCACAGUCUAUGUUUGUCCUGGGACUGGUCACAUACGACAAGCUGAAAAGGGGGUUAAGCCAGACUCUUGCUCCACUGUGCCAUUUGGGGUCCCCCAGAAGUGUGAAACAGGUGGCUCUGUCAUCACCCUCUUUGAAUGUGUAUGUGUAUGGUGUGUACAUGCAGAUGUGUGUCUGUAUGUCUGUGGGCAUAUGUAUGCACCUCUGUGUGCAGACUAGAAGCAAUGUUGGAAGUCUCUGUCACUCUCUGUUCACUGAGGCAGAGCCAGGCUCUCGACUGAACUCAGAGAUGACUGGUACAAUUAGUCUAGCUUGUUCCAGGGAUCUCCUGGCUCCACUCUCCCGGUGCUGAAAUCACAGGCAGGUUGCCAUGCCCCCUCAACAUCUGUGGGAUACUUGGGAUCUGAAUACUGGUCCUCAUGCUUGGACAGCAAGCACUUUAUCUACUGAUCCAUCUCCCCAGCCCCUGUCAGCACACUUUGUGUCUUUAAGAAGCCCAAUCCCCUCCCUCUCAUAAGAAUUCUCCAAAUGUAGAAAUAGAGCCAUACCUCACUAUCAGCCUUCUUGACAUUACCCUCGUCUGUAUCUCCCAGGCAUGGGACUAUCAGCUACUGCCUUCACUUUGGGCUUUUGUACCUCAGAAUGCUGUCAAACUAGUUGUGUUAUAGGAAAUCACUGAAAAUGAUCAGAACCAGAAUAUAAUAUGGCCUUUAUAUGUCUUAGUUCUAGCUAUAAAGAAGGAGCAGGACCCUUAAUUAUUUUUCUCUCCUGAGGAUCUUGAAGAAGUGACAGAAAGAAGCUAAAAUAUUUUCUCCCCAUAACAAUAUACUGUUACUACAUACUGUUACAAUCAACCUGGUAAAUAUGUAGAGUACAGAACUGUAACCAUUUUAUGAAUGUUGAGUUCCUAUUAUAUAAAUCUACCUUCAAACCACAGAUCCUUAAUUUUAGCUAUGUACACGGUAAAGUUAUCAGAAGGGGUCCUUUUAGAAUACAAGUAAUGUCGUUGUUUCUCAUGAAACCUUUGUCCAAUCCCAUAUAGAUAUAUAUUAUUAUUGAUCUGUUCAAGUGUAUUCUUACUGGAUCCUUUUCUCAUAAUUAAAGGUUCUCCUUUCAAUCUCUUUCCAUGGUCCAACACUUCCUGGGUUUAACUUCUGGGGGACUCUUGAGUUGUUAUAUAAAACCUGCCAUUGAUCAUGUCCACCAUGGGAGAGUAUUUUCACAAAGUAUCUCACAGAGAACCUGGAACAUGGUAGCCAUUCUGGAAGUGUCCCUCAAUCCUCCUGUCACUUGUUUGGGAGACGUAAGAGAAUAUCAUGUAGAAGAACAAAGAUGACAUCAGUGUGGUUGUCCUGUUCUUUAUCAUUCCCCAUUUUGAGAGUUUUGAUAAAAGAGUUGUAUCUUGUUAUCUUAAGCCCCUUUUGGCUACCAAACUUAGGCUAGUAUACAUAUUCUGGUGAACUUUGAUAAAUAACAACAUGGCUGUUUGUGCAAUGUUUGGAUAUAUUAUUACAUUUUAUUCUUAUAUCGAAAUAAAUAGAAAACAAAAUUCAAA
Messenger RNA from Rattus norvegicus (Norway rat), 7675 nucleotides. RefSeq names its product phosphoinositide-3-kinase adaptor protein 1 (gene Pik3ap1). Gene Ontology annotation, cellular component: membrane; cytoplasm; cytosol. Gene Ontology annotation, biological process: toll-like receptor 7 signaling pathway; toll-like receptor 4 signaling pathway; toll-like receptor 9 signaling pathway. The record is from RefSeq and is a predicted model, not a curated record. Gene Ontology annotation, molecular function: identical protein binding; phosphatidylinositol 3-kinase regulatory subunit binding. Lineage: Eukaryota; Metazoa; Chordata; Mammalia; Rodentia; Muridae.